AUGCUUGGUGCUGUGUAUCUGUGCAUAGGCUGGCUGGUGCUGCAGCUAGCUGAUGGGGGACUGGAUCGCAUCUCUCAGAGAUGGGGGAUGCAACUGCAGGGCGACUACUCCAUCACUGGACUCUUUCCUCUCCACUACACAAAUGACCCAAGUGGUAGUUUGCCUGCUUUGGGUCCAUGUAAUGGAGGCUCACUCAGCCCACAUGGAUUUCACCUGUUGCAAGCCAUGAGAUUUGCUGUAGAGGAAAUCAACAACAGCACUGGACCACAGCCUCUUUUACCAGGAGUGAAGCUGGGCUACGAGCUGUUCGACAGCUGCUCAGUAUCGGCCGUUGUCCUGGCCACACUGGACCUGCUGGAGCAGCAGAGCCCCUCUACAUCUGGGACAGAGAGAGACCCAAACUUCAAGAACAGUGAGCGAGCAGUGGCUGUGAUUGGGCCAGACAGCAGCAGCAAAUCUCUCGCCUCAGCUGCUUUACUGGGGGCCUAUCUUCUACCGCAAAUCUCUUAUGAAGCAUCAAACGAGAUGCUGAGCGACAAGUUCCUCUAUCCGUCCUUUUUCCGCACAAUUCCCAGUGACAAGAACCAGGUGGCAGCUGUGAUCCAUCUCCUGGUUCGGUUCAACUGGACCUGGAUCGCUCUUAUAGGCAGUGACAACGCCUACGGCCUGGCGGGAAUGCGUAGCAUCUCACAGCAAGCACCAUACCAUGGCAUCUGCAUCGCCUACCGAGGAGUCAUCCCCUCGUUCAGCGAUGACGCGGUCCAGACCAUGAGGAUCAUGGUAGACAGCAUAGUAAAGACCAAAGUCAACACCAUCGUGGCCUUUUCCAGCAAGUCAAAACUCCGCUACUUCUUCCCGUAUGUCAUUGAGCAGAACGUGACAGAUAAGGUGUGGAUUGGGACAGAGGACUGGUCAACAUCUUCUGUUAUAUCAGGGAUACCUGGGAUCCACACCAUUGGCACUGUGCUCGGAGUGUCCAUCAAAUUCGCAUCCAUACCUGGUUUUGAGGAGUUUGAGAGGAAGAUGUCUGAGGCCUCAGUGCAACACAGCCACACCCAGGAAGCCUCUAAUGGCACAACAAGCUCAGGCAACGACUGUCUGCAGAGCACAAACCUGUACAGUGUUGCCAGGAUGAAUUUUCCUCUGGAGAAAUAUGACAUCACCUCCUCCUUUAAUGUGUAUCAGGCGGUGUAUGCUGUGGCUCAUGCUCUGCACCGUGCACUUGGCUGUGAUUCUGGAGAGUGCCAAAGGAAGAGGGUGUAUCCAUGGGAGCUUCUCCAGUGGCUGAAGCAGGUACGAUUCUCUCUGGGCAACACCUCUGUGCACUUUGACGCAAAUGGUGACCCGCCCACAGGAUAUGACAUCAUUUCCUGGAUUUGGAGAGGGACCCAAUGGUCUUUCAGAAAGGUGGGCUCCUUCAGCCCAGAUCCUAUUGACCUCACGAUUGAUGCUGAUCGAAUUCAGUGGCACAACACAGGCGAUUCAAGACCAGUGCCGCUGUCCAUCUGCUCUCCACCUUGCCCAAGAGGCCACAAGGAGCUGCAGAUGGGGCAGCAGAAAUGCUGCUUCGACUGCAUAGCCUGUCCCAUUGCUACAUUCCUCAAUAAAAGCGAUCCCACUCAAUGCCAGCGGUGUCUGCUGGAGGAGUGGGCUCCAAAGAGCAGCGAGCAGUGUCUGAAGAGGACUGUCCUGCUGCUCGCCUGGGACGACCCCCUUGCUAUCGCCCUGCUGUUCUUUCUGGCCAGCUGUCUUCUCAUGACCUCCAGCUCUGCAAUAAUCCUCCUGCUCAACCUGAACACGCCCGUGGCCAAGUCCGCCGGAGGCCGCACCUGCCUCCUGAUGCUGGCAGCCCUGACUGCCGCUGCCAUGAGCUCUUUGUGCCAUUUUGGCCGCCCGUCUCCUCUGGCUUGCAUCCUCAAGCAGCCUCUAUUCAGCUUCAGCUUCACUGUGUGCCUUGCCUGUAUCACAGUGCGCUCCCUCCAGGUCGUUUGCAUUUUUAAAUUUGCCUCCAAGCUGCCGCCGGCCUAUGACAAGUGGGCCAAAAAUCAUGGGCCAGAGUUCACCAUUUUCCUUGUGUCCAUGACCAUCGCACUCAUAUCUGUGUUCCGCGUGGCCCUCCACCCUCCCAAGCCUUCCCAGGAUCUUAACUUCUACAUGGACAGCAUUGUGUUGGAGUGCAGUCACACCCUCUCACUUGGUUCAGGCCUUGAGCUGGCUUAUGUUGCGCUGCUCAGCGUCCUCUGCUUCACGUUCAGCUACAUGGGCAAAGACCUGCCAGCCAACUACAACGAGGCCAAGUGUAUCACCUUCAGCCUCAUGGUGUACAUGAUUUCCUGGAUGAGCUUCUUCACUCUCUACCUCAUCAGCAGAGGCCCCUUCACCAUGGCCGCAUACGUGUUUGCCAUACUCUUCAGUGUCAUGGCCUUCCUUGCGGGCUACUUCCUGCCUAAAAUUUACAUUAUUGUCCUGAGGCCACAAAUGAACACGGCUGCCCAUUUCCAGAAUUGUAUUCAAAUGUAUACCAUGAGCAAAUAA
This is a messenger RNA of Chelmon rostratus (copperband butterflyfish), 2535 nucleotides long. Its product is annotated as taste receptor type 1 member 1. Gene Ontology annotation, cellular component: membrane. Gene Ontology annotation, molecular function: G protein-coupled receptor activity. The coding region runs from base 1 to 2535 and encodes 844 amino acids. The transcript has 6 exons. The record is from RefSeq and is a predicted model, not a curated record. Gene Ontology annotation, biological process: G protein-coupled receptor signaling pathway. NCBI's taxonomy places the organism in Eukaryota, Metazoa, Chordata, Actinopteri, Chaetodontiformes, Chaetodontidae.